AUGAGUGACCUCGUCCCACUUCAUCACGGAACACUCGCCUCAGAGGGAGAGAAAGAGGUGGAGGAGGAAGAGAGGUGCCUCUUUCAACACCUCAAGGAGUCAGACGACACUCACAAGGAUGCAGUUAUUUCGACGAGCUCGUUCUACUGUGCGGGACGGCGCAAACAUUCCCACGCCACAUCUUUUGGCGUAAUUGAAGCUUGGCACAAAGGAGAGGAGAUGGAGGGUCGUGGGUUAGACAGCGAAGAUUCAUCAGCCAACAUUGAUCACCAAAAUGCACUUCAGCAUCAGUACAGUCCUGGUGAUAUGCAUUGCCUUCGCAGACUUGGAAAGAAAGCAGGUGCUCCUGUGCCAACAAAUUUCAACCCCAAAGACAUCCCAGUACCUGUGGAAACUAACCAUGAACUCCUAACCCCCAUGUCUUUGAAUACUCAUGCAUAUGAGGAGAUGGCGCCUAGGGCAUUGUGCUAUCGCUUCCACAUCUACCGACUUCAUGACCUUCACCCCACUCUAAUUCAUUCUUCCAGUUCUCAGGUCAUCAACUCGUGCGAUCAUCCUAACUCAGUAUUUAGAUUCAUACUUAAGCUGACUCGGGGUUCACAGACCACCUGCAAGUGGGCGAAGAUGGCGAGGAGAACGCAACUAAUCUCCAAGUUUACUGAAUGGAUAAUCAACCAGCUCAGACACGGAGUUCGCCCACUCACAUUGGUGGAGAAACUUUGCACCACGAAACCAACUCUCCCAGCCAGCUUGUCAACUUCUCAGCGAAGCGAGGAAUCAUCAGGAAUUGUAAACAGUCCCGUACUGCAACAACUGCAACAGGCGAUUGACUUCAACACUGGCAAUUUAUUAUAA
This is a messenger RNA of Echinococcus granulosus, 855 nucleotides long. RefSeq lists its product as hypothetical. The record is from RefSeq and is a predicted model, not a curated record. The transcript is spliced from 6 exons. Lineage: Eukaryota; Metazoa; Platyhelminthes; Cestoda; Cyclophyllidea; Taeniidae. The coding region runs from base 1 to 855 and encodes 284 amino acids.